Saccostrea cuccullata (small rock oyster) is the source of this 2147-nucleotide messenger RNA. RefSeq lists its product as uncharacterized. The transcript has 4 exons. Bases 1 to 1521 code for a protein of 506 amino acids. Lineage: Eukaryota; Metazoa; Mollusca; Bivalvia; Ostreida; Ostreidae. The record is from RefSeq and is a predicted model, not a curated record.
AUGGUCUUUCACUGCGUUGUUUACCAGUGUUCUAAUCGCCAAGGCGAGAAAGCAAAGGGCAAGGGCAUAAGUUUUUUCAGAUUUCCAAAAGGCAGUAAGAAGAGAAAGGCUUGGAUUCGUGCGAUUAACAGAGAUGACUGGGCACCGAACGAAUACAGUCGGAUCUGCUCUGAACAUUUUGUAGGGGGGUGGCACAGCGACGAAGUGGAGGAUGAGAACUAUAUACCAACAAUUUUCACCUACAAAGAAAAACCGCAAACUGACUCUGACGUCGCUAGGGAAGAGAGAAAAUGCAGAAGAAAUUUGCAGCAGGAAAUUAAUGAAGCAGAAGCUAGGGACAGACGUUUAAUGCAGCAGCACCAUGAAUUUAGCUUAUACACCCACAGCUAUUGCUGUUUGCAACCCCCAGAGUCAGACUCGCAGGAUAUGAACAACAACAGCACCUUCGUACCAGAUGAGACAUUAAAAUUAGAUGACAUUGACAUAAAAACCUUUAAUGAUAAAGGUGUACAAUGUGACCCUGACCCUCUACUGGAGGAGAACCUUGCCCUGAGGAAAGAGUUGGAGGAUCUCAAGAGAGAACGUGAUCGGCACAAAUGGAGUGCAGAGAAGAUUGCCAAUGAUGAUGGAAAGACCAAGUAUUACACUGGGCUACCUUCCUUUGCAGUGUUCACCUGGCUUUUCAAUUUCCUGAGACCUAAGGCAGAGAGAAUGAGGUAUUGGGUUGGUUCCAACACAGACCAGGAUUCAGACAGACAGAGAGUAUCAAUAGGCUCAUUGGGAUUGAUCGACCAGUUAUUUGCUGUUCUCAUCAGAUUAAGACUCGGCCUCUUCACAUCAGACUUAGCUUACAGAUUUUGUAUUUCAGAGAGUACUUUUUCGAAAUACUUUUCCACCUGGAUUUCUUUACUCUCCUGUGAACUUAAGUCUCUCAAUCCAUUUCCUACUCGAGAUAUUAUUGAUAGAACUAUGCCAUUAUCUUUCAAAGCUAAGUAUUCUUCUGUUAGAGUUAUACUUGACUGUACAGAGCUUUUUAUACAGAGGUCUUCAAAUCUUGAAAAUCAGAGUUUAACAUAUUCUAACUAUAAACACCAUACAACUGUGAAGUUUCUUGUUGGUAUCACACCAUCAGGUGUUAUUUCUUUUGUUUCUGUAGGCUGGCCAGGUAAGAUAUCAGACAGAGAACUGACAAUGAAUUCAGGUAUCUUAGAUUUAUUAGAUGAAAAUGACAGUGUCAUGGCUGACAAAGGCUUUACAAUAAGAGAUCUGUUGGAAAAAAAGAAAUGUAAAUUGAACAUACCCCCAUUUAGAGGUGUUAGUCCACAGUUUUCACCAGAUGAGGUAUUUGAAACUCAGGAGAUAGCUUCUUUAAGAAUUCAUGUAGAGAGGAGCAUAGGUAGAGUGAAAAAUUUUCACAUUUUAGAUGGUGUUAUGCCUCUAACCUUGAAACCACUUAUCACCAAGAUCUUUCAGGUUAUUUGUUGGCUUACAAAUCUGGAUGUUCCACUUGUUAAUAAUUAAUAUUUGUACAUGUAUUUAUUCCAAAUAUACAUUAUAGUGCACUCAUUUCAAAAUUGAUUAUUGUGAGUUAUCAAUUUCAAUACAUGUUUAAACUAUAUAUUUUUCUUACAUGCAAUUACCGGAUAUCAUAUUCUCAGCUUAUUUGAGGUCUUAUAAUUUGAAUGGAAAAAAAAUUUAAUUUUACUAGAAGAACUUUGAUGUGAAUUCCUGUUCUACAGUGUAUUAAAGAAUGAAGGAGUAAUUAAAAAGAUAUUAAAUUAAAAUUAAGAUUAGUACCUACAAAUAACAAAUAGAGGUUGGCUGAUAUUGUGAUCAAAUUAAUAUUUCAAGGUAUUUGAUAUUUUAUCAUUUUACUGUCAUACCAAUGUUGAAUACGAACAUUUUUUUGCAACUCUUUAUAAAUAAUUGUGAAGUGAAUAUUGUAAACUUUUUAGAAAAGGCAUUUAUAUCUUAUAAAAUUCUUAAUCCAACGGAUGUUAAACCAACAAGAAAUAUUUGUAACUUCAUAUGUCAUGCAUCUAACAUAAGACAGUGACUAGAUUUGAAUACUUUAUUUGAAUAUGUAUGACUCUUGCCACAUGUGGGUUUUUUUGUCAAUAAAUAAAUAAAGUUAAUUAAAAAUUUCA